Gryllus bimaculatus (two-spotted cricket) is the source of this 775-nucleotide messenger RNA. NCBI's taxonomy places the organism in Eukaryota, Metazoa, Arthropoda, Insecta, Orthoptera, Gryllidae. The record is from the annotation of a GenBank genome assembly.
AGAAGCGCGCGUGUUCUGGGCGCGCCGUAUGUACGUACGGGGGACCAGUUCCCUACCCGGCGUUCUGUCGGUCGGUUCGCCUGGCGUGGAUUGCAAAGUGCGGGAAUUCUGAAUUUUUUUUUCUGUACCGAAGACGGUGCGUGUGACUCGACUGCGACGACAUCUGCCGGGGACUGUGCUGUUGUUUGUUCCGAGCAGAUCUUCGUCAAAGAUGGGGACCACUGGCUGUUGAAUUUUGAACUAUGGGAUUCUCCUUGCAAAUGCAAUUGCUCUAAAAGUAAUGAUCAGAUGGGAUGUCUCAUUGAUCGAAGACAAAAAAUAGUUAUGUCGUUUAAUAAUAUUUGUGUUCGUGAUUGUUACCUUUGUACAACUAAGAAAUCUCUUGGAUGGUUCAUGAACGUGGAGGGAAGCUGCAUAGGACUGAAAGGGUUGAAGAGGUAUAGAUAUAAAUAUUAUAAUUCAACAAAGUUUUAAUAUUGACUAUUUUUCAGUCUAUUUUUUUUCUUUCUGAACACCAUAUAAUAGCUAUUGUAUUACGGCAAAUAAUAUUGGAAGUUUGUAUGACAUACAAACAAGGGUUCAAAAUAGUUCAAUAUUGUGGUUAUAUAUACUUUUAUAGUUCUGAUUCAGAAGAUAUAGAUAUACCUUAUCACGCUCUUCGAUUUGAUGUGGUAUUAGGAAAUAUUUUAAUUUACAUUUUGCUUCCGUAUCGUUAUUUUCUUGUUAAAUUUGUAAUGAAAAUAUUGAACUCUCAUUACAAAUAAAUGUAUAUAUG